Ascochyta rabiei is the source of this 807-nucleotide messenger RNA. RefSeq names its product 3-oxoacyl-[acyl-carrier-protein] reductase. Bases 1 to 807 code for a protein of 268 amino acids. Gene Ontology annotation, molecular function: oxidoreductase activity. The transcript has a single exon. Lineage: Eukaryota; Fungi; Ascomycota; Dothideomycetes; Pleosporales; Didymellaceae. The record is from RefSeq and is a predicted model, not a curated record.
AUGGUCGUCACAGUCCCCACCGCCUCCCUCGAGGGCCAGGUCGCCCUUAUCACCGGCGCCGGCCGCGGUAUUGGUCGGGGUUGUGCCAUCGAGCUGGGCAAGCGCGGCGCUUCCGUCAUCGUCAACUACGUCUCGUCAGAAGGCCCGGCACAGGAAGUCGUCAAGAUCAUCCAAGGCUUCAACAACGGCGCCAAAGCCAUCGCCAUCCAAGCCGAUGUCAGCAAAGUCAGUGAGAUCACACGCCUCUUUGAACAAGGCAAGAAAGCUUUUGGCAAAAUCAACAUCGUCAUGUCCAACUCGGGCACCGAGUCCUGGGACGUGACCGAGGAGAUCACAGAGGAGAAGUACGAUCACGUCUUCAACCUCAACACGCGCGCCCAGUUCUUUGUCGGCCAGACGGCGUACAAGUACAUCGAGGACAACGGCCGCAUCAUCCUCAUGAGCUCCAUCGCCGCCGGCCUGCUAGGCGUCAAGGACCACGCUCUGUACAACGCGAGCAAGAUGGCCGUUAUUGGCUUCAUCAAGGCCUUCGCCACCGACUUUGGAAAGCGUGGGAUCACCGUCAACGGAGUCGCACCUGGCGGAAUCAAGAGCGACAUGUUCACACAAAACGCUUGGCACUAUAUCCCAGGAGGCAGUCCUGACUGGUCCGCUGAGAAGAUCGAGGGCCUGAUGGCGAGCCACUGUCCGCUGGGGCGGUGUGCUGUGCCCGAGGACGUAGCAAGAGUCGUUGCCUUUCUGGCGAGCGAGGAUGGCGGGUGGGUCAACGGGCAGGUCUUGACUAUUUCUGGAGGCUCGUCGCAGUAG